Molecule: messenger RNA, 538 nt
Organism: Lobosporangium transversale
Lineage: Eukaryota; Fungi; Mortierellomycota; Mortierellomycetes; Mortierellales; Mortierellaceae
Exons: 1
Coding region: 47-538 (163 amino acids)
Source: RefSeq, a predicted model, not a curated record
UGGGGCCACAUAACAUCGUUUUCAAUCCUCACAGUGAGUCGCACAUAUGGCUCAAGAAGGUAGUGAGGAAUACCUGUACAACAAUGUGGAGCGUCAGACGCGGUCCAACUUUGACGAAGAGGCCACGUACGGCAAGCACGCUGCCGUACAUCCUCAGUUUAAAUCGCCCUUCACCAGUCCAGUGCUGUUGGCGACUUUGUGGCAUUUCAAGCAUCAGCAGAAGGGAUGGUCAGGCCUCAAGCUUGCUGCCUAUAUUUUCUACGAACUCUACAGUGACAAGGGCGUUGUGCUGAAGAAGCAGGUGGAGGAUUACUUGGCCCUGAUUCCGCAUGCCAAGCAAGGUAAUGGCGGGAUUUACAAAAAUCUGGAGCAAUUGGUCAAAGUCAUGAAGGCGGAAGAGACAAGGCCUGUCUCGGCGGAGGUUGAUAAAAAGCUGAGCGGUCUUGCAGACAAAAUACAAACAGAACUGACUCGUAUCAACACCGGUACUAUCACAGUCAACGUUGAGGCGCAGCUAAAGAGAAUACUACAACCGUGA